This is a messenger RNA of Jaculus jaculus (lesser Egyptian jerboa), 3343 nucleotides long. RefSeq names its product GC-rich promoter binding protein 1 like 1 (gene Gpbp1l1). Lineage: Eukaryota; Metazoa; Chordata; Mammalia; Rodentia; Dipodidae. The transcript is spliced from 12 exons. Gene Ontology annotation, biological process: DNA-templated transcription; positive regulation of DNA-templated transcription. Gene Ontology annotation, molecular function: DNA binding; RNA binding. Gene Ontology annotation, cellular component: nucleus. The record is from RefSeq and is a predicted model, not a curated record. The coding region runs from base 1177 to 2598 and encodes 473 amino acids.
UGGGCCGGGCAGCCAUUUUGGGAAGAGCUUUGUUAUGGUUGUGGGCUAGUCACCUCUGCGGGUCGAAGAAGCUGUGGACGCGUCCUCGAGACGCCGAGCCUCGUCCUUGGUCGUAGCCCUUCCGCUGCUGGAUUGGUAGAUUCAAGCGAGUGGCUUUCUUGAUUGAUGAUGGCUGUGGGCCCAAAUUAAAAAGUGAUUUCUCUACCAAAGCAAUAGAAGAUUCUUCAUACCAUCUCUGGAAGCUCAUUUCGUUUUUGGGAAGAACAAGUUGAAUACAGAAAACUAAGAACACCUCAUUUUGAAAUUCUUUGUCUCCUUGACUCCUACUUGCUAUAAUAUUGCUCUGAAUUUAUAAAUAGUAAAGACCAAAGAAAUAGAGUAUAUGUUUAGGAGCUUUAUACCAAGAAAUUUGCCUUGAAAGCUGCUGUUCUUUGGCGGGAAAAAUUUAUUGGUUUCCUGUCAGACUUUUUUUUUAAAAAAGAUUUCUUAUGUCCUUAGAAUUUGAGCAUUAAAUACAUGUAACCAUACACUGCUUUCAGCAGUUGUGUAAAGAACAAGAUUUUUGUUUUAAGGGCUUUGUCAUGUGGAGGUUUUACCGUUGGAGUUGACUACUCAGAUCUUUUGUAGUGCUGUACUACUACAUAUUUGAUCUAUUGCCUUGAUGACAUUUUUUGCCCAUACCUGAGACCAUCUGUCUCUCUAGCUAUGACCUUGUUAUGAAUAGUGUUUGCACUCACAGUGCAAAUGUCUAUGCAUCACCUAUUUAAGCAAAAUCAUAGUGCUAUUACUCAAGGAAGUUGGAUGAGGUGAACAUAGAUACAGCUUUUUACCCUUUCCCCCCUUUUUAAAUGUAACAAAUACUUUUUAUGUUCCCCUUCCCCCUUCCCCCUCCCCUUUCCCCUUUCGGAAACGUGUCAGGAACUAGGUAGUUUAGAGUGAGCAAUUGAAAGGAUCAAGAGAGUGAGCCACACAGAGCUGGCUGUUUUGUGAUUCAUCAAAAGGCGUAUUGCUGGUCUGGCUGCUAUUUUCAUAAGAAAACCACGUGGAAGAUCCAGCUGGCCUAUUCAAGGAGUUUGGGAAACAGGACCACAGAGGUGACACUCUGGGUUGUCCCUUUACAGAUCCUGGCCAUGAGGUUGGAUGCCUCAUCUUGCUGAAAAGAGACACUGGACCUAAAUGGCGCAGCAUGACUUUGUUCCUGCUUGGCUAAAUUUCUCAACACCACAGUCAGCUAAGUCUCCUACAACCACCUUUGAAAAACACGGAGAGCACCUAUCCCGUGGAGAAGGUAGAUUUGGAAUAAGCCGUCGUCGACAUAAUUCCUCUGAUGGCUUUUUUAACAAUGGACCUCUACGGACUACAGGAGAUUCUUGGCACCAACCUUCCCUGUUCCGCCAUGAUUCUGUGGACUCUGGUGUCUCUAAGGGAACAUAUGCUGGAAUCACAGGGAACCCGUCUGGGUGGCAUGGCUCCUCCCGUGGUCAUGAUGGCAUAAGUCAGCGUAGUGGAGGUGGCCCAGGGAAUCAUCGACACUGGAAUGGCAGCUUCCACUCCCGGAAAGGCUGUGCCUUUCCAGAAAAGCCAUCUGCAGAGAUUAGAGAUGAAAAAAAAGAAGACAAGGUGGAAAAGUUGCAGUUUGAAGAGGAAGACUUUCCUUCUUUGAAUCCAGAAGCUGGGAAACAGAAUCAUCCAUGCAGACCUAUUAGUACCCCUUCUGGAGUGUGGGAAAACCCACCUAGUGCCAAGCAACCCUCCAAGAUGCUAGUCAUCAAAAAAGUUUCCAAAGAGGAUCCUGCUGCUGCCUUCUCUGCUGCAUUCACCUCAUCAGGGUCUCAUGCUAAUGGCAACAAAAUCUCAAACAUGGUCCCAAGUGUCUAUAAGAACCUGGUUCCUAAGCCUGCACCACCUCCUUCUAAGCCCAAUGCAUGGAAAGCUAACCGAAUGGAGCACAAAUCAGGAUCCCUUUCCUCUAGCCGGGAGUCAGCUUUUACCAAUCCUAUCUCUGUUACUAAACCAGUGAUACUGGCUGGUGGCACAGUUUUAAGCUCUCCCAAAGAGAGUCCUUCAAGCACUACCCCUCCAAUUGAGAUCAGCUCCUCUCGUCUGACCAAGUUGACCCGCCGAACCACCGACAGGAAAAGUGAGUUCCUGAAGACUCUAAAGGAUGACCGGAAUGGAGACUUCUCAGAGAACAGAGACUGUGACAAGAUGGAUGAUUUGGAGGGCAAAAACACACCUGAACCAAAGGAAAAUGGGGAAGAAAGCUGCCUUCAGAAUGGUCUUGGUCUUCCCAUUGUGGAAGAAAAAGAGGUCCUCUCACAUUCUCUGGAAGCAGAGCACAGGUUAUUGAAAGCAAUGGGAUGGCAGGAAUAUCCUGAAAAUGAUGAGAAUUGCCUUCCUCUCACAGAGGAUGAGCUCAAAGAAUUCCACAUGAAAACAGAGCAGCUGCGAAGAAAUGGCUUUGGGAAGAAUGGUUUCUUGCAGAGGCGCAAUUCCACCCUGUUCUCCCCAUGGAGAAGCACUUGCAAGGCAGAGUUUGAAGACUCAGACACAGAAACCAGUAGCAGUGAAACAUCAGAUGACGAUGCCUGGAAGUAGGCAUAGAAAUGCUCACAGUUAAUCUGACCCAGUAAACUCAGCUUAUCUGUUUAGAGAUAUAAAAAAGGAAAUUGUUCUUUUCCUUUUCUUAUGUUGAAUACUUUGUGCACAAGGGAAAUAAUCAUAUCCCAAAGAGAGAGCAAUUGUCUUGCUUAGCUUUUGUUGUUCUUCCCUGUUAACUGCUUAGUUGAGAGAAGUAUGUGUGGCAGCGUUUUUAAAGUACACACGGAGAACAUGUGGGGCGAUGCACACGUGGGAGCUGGCAGUGCAGAGACACAGAGGAGACACUGGUCUGCCCGACAGCUUCUAUACUAGCCCUCGGGACACACCCCAUGCUCAAGCAAUCAUUGUCAAUGACAAAGUGACUAUUGAAGUUAUAAUUGUAUUAAAUUAAUGCUAAUAAUUUGGAUAUUUUAUUUUUGGCUGCUCGGGUAACGUUAGCCCUUAACCAAGCAUAUGUGGUUUUUGUUUUUUGUUUUUUUUUUUUUUUUUUUUUGGUUUUUGUUUCUUUUUCUUUUUUUGGGUACAGCUGUAAAAUAUUUGGAUAUAGGAAAUGUUGUUAUUCUUGCAGCCUUGAUAUUCAGGGUGGAUUGUAAAAUAUAAAUUUUUGUGAGAUUUCAAAGAUUAAGAUUAUUUUGAUAACAUUAUUUACAGAUUUAAAGAUGUGGUUAUCACAAGUCUGUUGAGGGGGAAAACUACUGCAUAAAAUAACUAACUUGGAAUAAAUAUUUUGCAUCAGUUUGGA